UGCCACUACCUAAUUGUUCCCUACGAGGACUCCUUCAAUACACUUUGUUCAUACAUUCUGUACGCAAUACGUCUCUCUUCUCUUUUCUUCCUUUCGAAAAGUACAAAUACAUCGUCUAUAUACUCAUCAUUCUCCUUUGCAACUUGUUCCAAUUCCUCAAAGUCAAUUCUAUUUCACCCAACUAUAACAUCACUCCUCUUCAAAAUGAAGCACAUGAACGCCACCCUCGUUAUCUUCCUUCUCCUCUCAAUCUUAUUGCUACAUUGCUGCCGGAGCAUCCAACAAAAAUGCCAAUAGACCAUCCUCUAAAGCAAAGACAACUUCAAACGCACGUACAAAAGCUCCUCCAAAAUCACUCCAACACGACGCAGACAACCUCAUGGAAGCUAUCGUAGCUGCUGCCUUCGAUAUCGGUGGAAUCGACAUGAUUUGUGCCCAGAAAGCAUGUGAUAAUGACCACGGGGCUCGCUCUGACGCUUGCAACGCCGCAGGACUUGGAAAAUAUCUUGAAGACUGUCAGCAAAUGAUGACGAAUCUUGGAGUAAAAAGGAUUCCUGUCAAGUUACCCGCCAUGGACAGGAAGAUGUUGAAGGAGAGGGUCAAGGGUCUGAAGGAGAAAUACGAGACGGAUUCCGCUUUCAAGACCAAAAGCUAUGCAGAUGCGAUGAAGAUGAUGGAGAAUAUGAACAAGAGCGAAGACGGAGACGAUGUGGAGGAGGCGAGGAACCACAGGAACGAGCUCUAGAUAAACUCUAUUGAACCUUUCCAGGACCAUCUUAUUAAUCGUAGUGUUUAUUGUGUAUGGC
Pleomassaria siparia CBS 279.74 is the source of this 806-nucleotide messenger RNA. The record is from the annotation of a GenBank genome assembly. Lineage: Eukaryota; Fungi; Ascomycota; Dothideomycetes; Pleosporales; Pleomassariaceae.